CUCACCGCCUUCGUUGUUUCUUUCCUUCCUCCCCACUUCCUCUUCCUUCUCUGUUCCCGGUUCGCCCGAGCCCAAAACCCUAGUCUGAACUAUACCUUACCGAUGUCGGACGUCACCGCCGACUCGCCGCCGCGCCAGCGCCCGCCGCCUCCGCCGUCGCCGUCGCUGUCCCAGCAGCAGACGCGUGGCCGCCAGCCGCCCCCUCCCGGCUCUGACCCCCUCGCUCUCGGCGUCAUCGUCUUCAUCGCCGUCUGCUUCCUCCUGGUUUCGAUCUCAGCACCAUCCAGCAUUUUACAUCAAGUUCCUGAAGGACACGUCGGGGUAUACUGGAGAGGGGGUGCUCUUUUGAAGGCCAUCACUUCUCCAGGUUAUCAUCUGAAGCUGCCUUUGAUCACCCAGUUUGAGCCAAUACAGGUGACACUCCAAACAGACCAGGUCAAAGGUAUUCCUUGUGGAACAAAAGGUGGUGUCAUGAUCAGCUUUGAUAAGAUAGAGGUUGUCAAUCGUCUCAGUAAAGACUUUGUUUAUGACACCUUACUCAAUUAUGGUGUGCAUUAUGAUAAGACAUGGAUAUAUGACAAAAUUCAUCAUGAGAUAAACCAGUUCUGCAGUGCUCACAGUUUGCAGCAAGUUUACAUUGACAUGUUUGAUCAGAUUGAUGAAACAAUGAAAGAAGCUAUCCAAAGGGACUGCACACGUUAUGCUCCUGGAAUUGAAAUUAUCAGUGUUCGUGUUACAAAGCCGAACAUACCAAGUAGUAUUAGGAGAAAUUUUGAACUUAUGGAGGAGGAGCGUACAAAGGCGCUGAUCGCUAUGGAAAGACAAAAGGUGGCGGAAAAGGAGGCAGAAACUCAGAAGAAGAUCGCACUAUCUGAAGCAGAAAAGAAUGCACUGGUGAGCAAGAUCCUCAUGCAACAGAUGCUGACGGAGAAGGACAGUUCCAAAAGGCAGCAGCAGAUUGAUAAUGAAAUGUUUCUUGCUCGAGAGAGAGCCCUGACAGAUGCAAACUAUUACAGGAUCACAAAGGAAGCAGAGGCCAACAAACUCAAACUUACUCCUGCAUAUCUUGAGCUGAGGUUCAUUGAAUCGAUUGCCAAUAACUCAAAGAUUUUCUUUGGUGAAAAGAUCCCAAACAUGAUUAUGGAUCAAAGGAUGAUUCGGAAUUACCUUGAUCCUGCUUCAGGCAAGGACCGUUUAGAAAUAUAGUGGUGUCUUCUGUGAAUUUGAAGGACCAUUGGAAAGUUGCAUGUUCACUAUUCAUGUGCCCUGUCAGGCACAUCUAACGUCCUUGUAAUAUUUGGCUGUAUUAGUACUACUCCGUUCAGCAUAUUAGCUGGAACAAUCUGCACGUCCUUUUGAUCUGUAAGAAAUGGAGAGCUCUUAACUGGGAUGCGAUGCAACUGAUAGUCUGCAGAACUGAAAGCUUGCCCAGGUUGGCUUGACAGAAAUACAAGGUUGUUUGCUUCAUCAAGAUUCGGGAUGGAAAGAAUACACAAUCCAGGGUUUU
Molecule: messenger RNA, 1507 nt
Organism: Brachypodium distachyon (stiff brome)
Lineage: Eukaryota; Viridiplantae; Streptophyta; Magnoliopsida; Poales; Poaceae
Product: erlin-2-B
Exons: 9
Coding region: 103-1206 (367 amino acids)
Biological process (GO): SREBP signaling pathway
Cellular component (GO): endoplasmic reticulum; endoplasmic reticulum membrane
Molecular function (GO): cholesterol binding; ubiquitin protein ligase binding
Source: RefSeq, a predicted model, not a curated record